UUACUUUUGUACGCAAACGCUUACUAGUAUUCCUCGUCGUGCUGUACGGCGGGCGCAAGCGUAAACGCUGAACCACCACCGGCGAAGCCACCAUGGCCGCCGCCGCUGGCCGCGAAAACGGUGAUGAGUCCCCCUGCCGGGCGGCGCUCCGGGAGGCCUUCGGCGACUCCUCGGACAGCGACUCAGAUGCGCCCGCUGGGGUCAACUCCGGAGCGGGCAGCAGGCCAUGGGGGUGGGAAGCUGUGGCGGGGAUCAGGGGGCUGUGGCUCUGCGCCUCCUUCCUCUCCGCGGACGAGCAGGCGCGGCUCCUCGCCGCGAUUCAACGAGAAGGAUGGUUCAUUGAUGCACACAACCAAGCAAUGAGAUUUGGCGAUCUCCCUUCAUGGGCUGUUGAACUUUCCUCGCUUAUACGUGAAGCUAUAUGUGUUGGUGAUGUCAAUGUUGGUGUUGAGUUGACAAACGAUGAUGAAGAUGCAUGUCCCUUGCCAUCAGAUUUGCUAUGGAGGGAGCCUUUUUUUGAUCAACUGAUUGCAAACAGAUACAAGCCAGGUGAGGGUAUCUGUGCUCAUGUUGAUCUAAUGCGCUUCGACGACGGAAUUGCGAUAGUCUCUCUCGAGUCACCUUGUGUGAUGCACUUCAGUCAAGCAGAACCAGGAAGCACAGCCUUUGACACCCCGAAGCAAGGGGACGGUGAAUGUACCAAGGUCCCCGUCUUCCUGAAUCCAGGCUCCCUUGUUCUCAUGUCAAGAGAUGCAAGAUAUCUCUGGAAACACGAGAUAAACCGCAAACCAGGUGCGCAGCUAUGUGAUGGCAAGGAACUAGAGCAGAACAGAAGAACUUCUGUUACACUAAGAAAACUCUUGGCUUCUCCAAACUGAAAUGGACAUUACAGUGAACAGUAGAUUUCUCCGGAUUUCUGCAUUUCCAAGGCACUUUUACGGUUACAGAGUUGGUACUAAACCCAAACGGCUGACACUGUUGCGUAAUGUUAGAAUUCUGGUGAUAUUACACUUUUUUUUUGUUGAAGUAAACCAUGAAAAUUGUAGUGUGAUGCGGUUGCUAAAGACAACCAGCAUUGGGUUAGAGAACUAUUGUUGAAUGUUUCAAGUUCAGCUCAAUAUUAUUGGCAGAAUGAAGUAGCAUUGUCCAAGCAUGCAAGUUCCAUUUUCCUUGUUGAAAUGAAGCAUGCAAGAAGUUGGUUUUUUUUUACAA
Messenger RNA from Phragmites australis (common reed), 1212 nucleotides. RefSeq lists its product as uncharacterized. Gene Ontology annotation, biological process: DNA damage response; fatty acid metabolic process. Bases 93 to 878 code for a protein of 261 amino acids. The record is from RefSeq and is a predicted model, not a curated record. The transcript is spliced from 4 exons. Gene Ontology annotation, cellular component: mitochondrial matrix. NCBI's taxonomy places the organism in Eukaryota, Viridiplantae, Streptophyta, Magnoliopsida, Poales, Poaceae.